AUGAUCGCGAAGAAUCAAGUCACUAAUGUCAAGGCCGAGCGUGCUAUCAUGAUGUGGCAGGGCGAGAGUGACUUCGUGGCUAAGCUGUAUUGGACCUUUUCAAGCAAAGAAUAUCUCUAUCUGGUAAUGGAGUAUCUGAAUGGCGGUGACUGUGCCUCCCUUGUCAAAAUCCUUGGCGGUCUCCCCGAAGAUUGGGCGAAGAAGUACAUCGCGGAAGUGGUCCUUGGUGUUGAGCACCUUCAUAACCGCGGAAUUGUCCACCGUGACCUUAAACCAGACAACCUUCUGAUUGAUCAGACAGGGCAUUUGAAACUAACAGACUUUGGUCUUUCCCGGAUGGGAUUAGUUGGCCGACAGAAGCGAGUUCUGAAAGACCCGAACGAGUCUGCCCCGGACUUGCUCAAGCAGGGCCCAUUCCCCCGUGCCAUAUCUAUUGCAUCAUCUCGAUCAGCAUCGUUUGACUUCCAGGCAGGCUCUCCUGGAUCUACCCCGUUGAUCACACCUGAGCCUGGAACCAGCGUGGGCCAGCCUUCUUAUUUCAGUCUUAACCAAAGUGGUUUGAACCAAAGCAAUCUGAACCAAGCUGGACUCAGUCGACAAAGCUCUCGCCGUGCAUCGGGUUAUCGCAGUGACAGUGCUGGGAGCGACAGUUUUAACGGAAUGUUCAGAGGCUUUUCUCUCAACGAGCCUCUCAACGAACCCUCGGCACAUUCACCAAGUAUUCUGUCCAGUAAUUUGGCAGAAGAUGACGCGCCGAGCGAGGUGGACGAUUCUCCCCAGCUCUAUCCGCUACAACCCACAUUCAGCAAUCCCCUGCUCCACAAUACACCCCCACAGCAGAGCAUGCUGCCUCCUGUGAUGGCUCUUUUCGACCCUGAAGAUCAUGACCGACGAUUCGUCGGAACGCCCGAUUACCUGGCUCCCGAAACCAUCAAUGGCGUUGGACAGGAUGAGAUUAGCGAUUGGUGGUCUCUGGGCUGCAUCAUGUUCGAGUUCAUCUUUGGAUACCCGCCCUUCAAUGCUGACACCCCGGACGAGGUGUUCGAGAAUAUCCUGCACCGGAGGAUCAACUGGCCAGAAGAUCCCGAGGAGUACACCUCUGCAGAGUCUCUAGAUUUGAUGAACAAGCUCAUGACUCUAAACCCGCGCGAACGGAUUGGAGCCAAUGCUGAGGAAAAGUUUCCCAACGGCGGUGCAGAGAUUCGUGCUCAUCCUUGGUUCAACGAUAUUCACUGGGGCACAUUGUUGGAAGACAAAGCAGAAUUUGUUCCUAACUUGGAAAAUCCCGAGGACACCGAAUACUUCGAUGCCCGCGGCGCGACCCUCCAGGCUUUCGCAGAGGAAAUGGAAGACCAACCUUCUCCACAAAUGCCAGCCACAGCCGAGACGGAUCGACCUCACGAUGCGUUGUUCAAGGCCCGCUCACAGGUGAAUUCCAUGAAGCGCCCCUUGAUGCCUCUCCAUAUCCCCCCGCAUGUGCGAGACGCCCGUGACUCGCGCAGCCGGAGACUCAGUGAGCCCUCGCUAGCCGACGAUUUUGGCAGCUUCAACUUCAAGAAUCUGCCCAUGCUCGAAAAGGCCAACAAAGAUGUGAUACAGAAGAUGCGACAAGAAGCGAUGCAGGCCCAGCACCGUCAAUCCAAUUCGUCCUCGGCUGCACAGACGCCUUUGACCAAUUCUCAGCCUUCGCUGGAUGGAAGUCCCUUGCCCAUGUCGCUUCACCGUACAAUGUCUCAAAACAAGAAUAAUAACCGGCCUUCUUCGCCAUCGAGUUUGAGCCAGGCCAACUCUUCUCCCAGCCGGCCCUCGCAGCCAUCCUCGCCACUGCUGGUCCAGUUCAGCACCGGUCAUAACCACGAGCGUCGCAAAACAUCGGGCUCUUCCUCGACCGCAUCACACCAGUCAAGCGGUACCUUCCAACCAUCAUCGGCAGAGCAGAGCCGCAUGCCGAACUUGAGACUAGGCUCGGUCGCCUCUUCUCCCGUGAAAGCUAGUCGCAUGCCAGCUCAUUCUCCUGACAAGCACCCCUCCUCUUCGAGUCAGCGACAUGGAAGUGCCCCCGCAAGCCGAGCCAGAUCGCAAACCAUUGGAUCCCAAGAUGGCGGUGAACUGUCUUCCUCCCUCAGCAGAGAAUCCUUUGUGCCUUCCCAUCACAAGCGACGCAGUCAAUUAUUUGACAUCUCCCCUUCAUCUUCGGACAAUGAAGAUCCUCGCACCAAAGCUUUGCUGAAAGUCCAGCGCCGGAGGCAGAGCUCACGACGAAUGUCGCAAUUCAAUUUGACCGAGGGUCCAUUUUUCCGUCCUCUGGAUAUUCUGAUCUGCGAGGAUCACCCUGUUUCACGGUUGGUGAUGGAGCGUCUCUUUGAAAAGCUGCGCUGCCGAACCAUCACGGUUGCCAAUGGAGCCGAGGCCGUGCGCUAUGCUCUGAGUGAAGUUCAGUUCGAUAUUAUCAUGACCGAGUACAAGUUGCCUCAAGUCAAUGGUGCAGACUUUGCACGCAUGGUCCGUGAAACGCGCAGCGCAAACAGACAUACCCCUAUUAUCGCUGUGACCGGUUACUUAAAGGAUCUACCUGAGACACAUAACUUUGAUGCGCUCAUCCAGAAACCGCCUACACUUUCCAAGCUUACCGAGGCUCUGAUUAAGUGGUGCAUGUGGAAGCCACCACCCAAGGAUUACAACCCAUCGCAAACGUCCCUCCCCGUGCCAAUGCCGAGUACUCGACCCAGCACGCAUCCGACCGAUGACAGCCCUAGCUCGGCAUCAUCUGGCUUCGCGCCCAAUCCUCCCAGUUCCUACCGGGGAUCGAGUCGGGAUGACUCGGUGACCAGCAGUGUAUUUGGUGAUAUGGAGUCGAUCAAACCAGACGACAUCCCUGUCAUCAUCAGCCGUAAUCAUGACGACUGGGAGCAGGGAAGCGGCGGCGGCUUAGGGAUCUCCGAAGAUGCCCACCCUGGCAGCCCGGACCCCAAGGCGAUACCUGUUCCCCAACUACUGCAUACUGCCAGUGCACCGGCCGCUAUGGACGGAACCGGUACACUCACGCCACGGAAACAGCGCUCUAGUGAAGCCAUUCGUGCGAAGCGGGAGUCUUUGGAGCGCAAGAAGUACGAAGGUGCAGAGUCCGGCGACGACGAGGACGAAGAGCUUGGCAACGCCCAAUCUCGCCGCAGUCCACCAAGUCGUAACCGUCGGCCGGGCUCUAAGCUGGGCAUUGAGAUGAUGCGCACCAACAGUCGAGGCAGUGUGGUCAGCGGCAGUGAAGAGCUCCUUAAGAAGGAACGCGAAGCCCUACGCCGACAAAGUGGAGAGUUUGCAAGCGGUAGUGACGACGGCUCUCUCGGCUCCCCUGCCAGCACGAGUCUGGAGGAACGCUUCGAGGGGAUGAGUAUACCCGAGGAGUCGGAAGUUGAUGAACAAGUCGGUCCUCGUAAUUCACUCCCGAAUGCGUCGGUCUCGUCCCUUGGGUCAAACCAGAGCCGUCCAUCUCUCGGACAUCGCGAUACCUCUAUCUAUUCCGGGCCGACCUCCCACCCUUCUGUGUCGAAGGCUAGUUCAGAGAGUUUGCCCCAGGGCCAAACUACGCCUCCCUGGGGAGAAGCUGGCCGAGGCCGAGGCCCCAUCACGCCGGAGGUGAAGACAACGAGCAGUCUACUCUCUGCCGAGUUCAGCUCAGGCUCAGGCUCUGGAGUUGACGACACUGAUUAUACUGAGACGCCGGAUGCCGAAGCUACACCCCGUCCUCUACACCCAUCUCCAAACCCGGAUUCCGACCAGACACCACGACCAAGUCAGAGCUAUCGUACCGAUCUGUCCACCUCUCAGAGAUAG
Molecule: messenger RNA, 3831 nt
Organism: Penicillium manginii
Lineage: Eukaryota; Fungi; Ascomycota; Eurotiomycetes; Eurotiales; Aspergillaceae
Exons: 1
Coding region: 1-3831 (1276 amino acids)
Biological process (GO): peptidyl-serine phosphorylation; phosphorelay signal transduction system
Cellular component (GO): cytoplasm; nucleus
Molecular function (GO): protein serine/threonine kinase activity; ATP binding
Source: RefSeq, a predicted model, not a curated record